GGGGUCUCCCCCACAGGCCUGCUGCUGGGCUGCCUGCGUGGUUGGGAUACCUGGGCAGGGCCCCUCCCUCCCGUUGGGGCCGAUUUGGGGCCUGCAGCGCAGUCAGAGCCUUCCCAUAGGGCUUAGGCAGAUUUCCAGCCCCCAAGAGAGGGUGCAGCCACCAUGGGUGAGCCCCAGGGGUCCAUGCGGAUCCUAGUGACAGGGGGCUCUGGGCUGGUGGGCAGAGCCAUCCAGAAGGUGGUGGCAGAUGGGGCCAGGCUGCCGGGAGAGGACUGGGUGUUCGUCUCCUCCAAGGAUGCCGAUCUCACGGAUGCUGCACAGACCCGAGCCCUCUUUGAAAAGGUCCGGCCCACGCACGUCAUCCACCUUGCUGCAAUGGUGGGAGGCCUGUUCCGGAAUAUCAAGUACAACUUGGACUUCUGGAGGAAAAACGUUCACAUCAACGACAACGUCCUGCAUUCGGCCUUUGAGGUGGGAGCCAAAAAGGUGGUCUCCUGCCUGUCUACCUGCAUCUUUCCUGACAAGACCACCUACCCCAUUGAUGAGACCAUGAUCCACAACGGGCCACCGCACAGUAGCAAUUUUGGCUACUCCUAUGCCAAGAGGAUGAUCGACGUGCAGAACAGGGCCUACUUCCAGCAGCACGGCUGCACCUUCACCGCCGUCAUCCCCACCAACGUCUUCGGGCCCCACGACAACUUCAACAUCGAGGACGGCCACGUGCUGCCCGGCCUCAUCCACAAGGUGCACCUGGCCAAGCGCGGCGGUUCGGCCCUGACGGUGUGGGGCACGGGGAAGCCUCGGAGGCAGUUCAUCUACUCACUGGACCUGGCCCGGCUCUUUCUCUGGGUCCUGCGGGAGUACAACGAGGUGGAGCCCAUCAUCCUCUCAGUGGGCGAGGAGGACGAGGUUUCCAUCCGGGAGGCAGCCGAGGCCGUGGUGGAGGCCAUGGACUUCCACGGGGAGAUCACCUUUGAUACGACCAAGUCAGACGGGCAGUUUAAGAAGACGGCCAGCAACCGCAAACUCCGGGCCUACCUUCCGGAGUUCCGGUUCACGCCCUUCAAGCAGGGUGGCAGCUUGGGUGGUGGGGCCCAGCCUGCCCUUGUCCCGUGGACAGUGACAGGAGUGACUCGGGGGCCCCGCUGGGCCUGGUGGGCAGGCGGUGAGUGGGUAGACCUCCCGUUCCCAGUGGGAGCUGGGCGGAGUCCAGACAGGUCGAGUGACAGCUUCCCUCCCCCAGCCACUGGCGCUGGGGUGCAGACCCCCAGCAGCACCCAGCUCCGAAGCCCCCUUCCAGACUGCCUCGCCUGGGACCCAGGCAUCUCCCCUGGCCUGAGGCCUGGCUCUUCUCAGGGCCGCGGUCACCCAGUGCCUCCUGCUGCCUUCACGCUGAUGACGCCCAGCUCUCUCCCGACCCACAUGUGGCUGCCACCGCCUCCCUCCCAGAGCCCAGCCAACGGCUCCUCCGGCUGUACCUGUCACCACGCCCCCUCUAGGGCAAGCCCAGGGGUUCAUGCUGCCGGCUGCCUGGGGGCUGGCCCCAGGGCCACUCGAGGUAGUGCCUCCCAGCCUUCUAGGCCUUGGCCGUGGUGGCCCUUGCCCUCUGAACCGUGCCACGGAGGGCCACAGUGCCGCCCGUCUGCCUGUGUGGAAGCCCCUGGGGGCCCCCUCUCUCCCCACACCUUGGAGCUUCAGGACCUGGGUCUGCCCUUUAGCGUAACCCCUGGCAGCCAGCCCUUGGGAAUGAGAGCCGUCUGUGUGGGGGCGCAGGGGCAGGGUGGAGGGCACAGCACCUGAGUCGGAGCUCGGACUGGCCAGGUGAGAACAGUGGGAAGGGGCCGGCACAGGGUGGAGAGGCCUGUGGGACACGUCUGGCAGGGCACACCAUCGUCUGUCCUGAGUCCCCUGGCUGUCCUGUGUGUGUUUACCGAAGAGGGACUAUCUCCCCUGAUGGAGCACAGAUCCUCAGGUCCGGAGUGCUGCUGUGCAGCUGUCACCUCAGCUGCUGUGUGACCCUUGUCCCCGCCCAGAGCAGAGCCCCACGCUACGGGGGAAGGGGGGCAGUGUUGAUUCUGUCGUUGAAGAGCUUAGAAAACCAAAGUGGAGUUUAAAAAAGAGUAAGCUAUCCUUAAAAUGUGAUUUUAGCCUGGGUGAACAG
Phyllostomus discolor (pale spear-nosed bat) is the source of this 2161-nucleotide messenger RNA. RefSeq names its product GDP-L-fucose synthase (gene GFUS). Gene Ontology annotation, biological process: nucleotide-sugar biosynthetic process. The coding region runs from base 163 to 1800 and encodes 545 amino acids. Lineage: Eukaryota; Metazoa; Chordata; Mammalia; Chiroptera; Phyllostomidae. Gene Ontology annotation, molecular function: GDP-L-fucose synthase activity. The record is from RefSeq and is a predicted model, not a curated record. The transcript is spliced from 11 exons.